Molecule: messenger RNA, 1747 nt
Organism: Anolis sagrei ordinatus
Lineage: Eukaryota; Metazoa; Chordata; Lepidosauria; Squamata; Anolidae
Gene: HSD3B1
Product: hydroxy-delta-5-steroid dehydrogenase, 3 beta- and steroid delta-isomerase 1
Biological process (GO): steroid biosynthetic process
Molecular function (GO): 3-beta-hydroxy-Delta5-steroid dehydrogenase (NAD+) activity
Source: RefSeq, a predicted model, not a curated record
GCCAGACCCUGAAGCCACCCUCCUCCUCCUCCUCAUCAUGUCUUUGGCGGGCCUGAGGUGCCUGGUGACGGGAGCCGGGGGCUUCCUGGGCAGGAGGAUUGUGUGCCAGUUGCUGGAGGAAGGAAACGGAGACGGCGGGCCAACUGAGGUGCGCGCCUUGGACAAAGCCGUUGGGAUGGAGGCACGGCAGGAGUUUGGCGAAGUAAAUACAAAAACCCUCUUGACAGUCAUUCAGGGGGAUAUUCGGGACAUGGCAACUCUUCAGACAGCAGUCCAAGGCAUCUCCCUCGUCAUCCAUACAGCUUGUAUCAUUGACAUCUUAGGCCACGUGGACAAGCGCACGCUCUGGGACGUCAAUGUCCGAGGGACACAGCUACUGCUUGAGAGUUGUCUCCGCAACAAUGUUCCGUAUUUUAUCUACACGAGCAGCAUUGAAGUGACGGGUCCAAAUUGCAGAGGUGAUCCCAUCUAUGAUGGCGAUGAAGACACAGUGUACGAGAGCACUCAAGGCUUUCCUUAUGCUGAAACCAAGAGAAAGGCAGAGAAAUCUGUUCUGGAGAUGGAUGGCCAACCACUGAAGGAUGGGAGCAGUUUUGUGACGUGUGCUUUGAGAUCUAUGUAUCUCUAUGGAGAAGGGAGUAUUUAUCUUCAGGGUCAUCUCGAUGAGAGUCUCCAAAACAACCACAGGUUUCUGAGGAUCUCUCAACCACAGGCUCUGGUCAAUCCAGCUUAUGUGGGGAAUGUUGCUUGGGCUCAUAUCCAAGCAGCUAAAGCCAUGAAGGAUCCAGAGAAGGUCAAGCGAAUCCGUGGACAAUUCUAUUUUGUCUCAGAUGAUACACCCCAUUUAAGCUAUUCAGAUCUCAAUUAUGAGCUGAGCAAGGAGCUGGGAUUUGGUAUUGAACCCAAGUUAGCUAUGCCACUGACGAUCCUUUAUUGGUAUGCUAUGUUGCUGGAGACCGUGAGCUUCUUGCUUCGCCCUUUUGUGAGAUAUGUUCCUAGGGUCAAUCGUUGUCUUCUGACUUUGCUGAAUACCCCAUUCAGCUUUUCUUACAGGAAGGCACAAAGGGAUUUUGGUUAUGUGCCACGGUACAAAUGGGAAGAAGCCAAGCAAUUGACAAGUCAAUGGAUCGCACAAAUAACUCCACUGAGGACAGCCUACCUGAAAAACAAAACUAACUAAGGCUGAUCUCCAUGAAGGAAAAGCAGGUGGUAGAAGCCAAAGAGAUGAGGGAAGUUAUAUGGAGGUGUGAUAAUAUAUAUAUGUAUAUGUAUACACAUGGGUGGGAGGAAGGAAUCAUAGAAUCUUAAGAGUUGGAAGAGACCUCAUGGGCCAUCCAGUCCAACCCCAUUCUGCCAAGAAGCAGGAAAAUUGCAUUCAAAGCACCCCCGACAGAUGGCCAUCCAGCCUCUGUUUAAAAGCCUCCAAAGAAGGAGCCUCCACCACACUCCAGGGCAGAGAGUUCCACUGCUGAACAGCUCUCACAGUCAAGAAGUUCUUCCUAAUAUUCAGGUGGAGUCUCCUUUCUUGUAAUUUGAAGCCAUUGUUCCGCAUCCUAGUCUCCAGGGCAACAGAAAACUUAUACUGGCUGGGAGGGGAAGCUUCUUCUUUGUUUUAUGUUUUAUUUUAUUUUAUUUUCAAUGUGCCACCUCCUGCCACCAGUUAAACUUAUGUGUGCUUUUAGGCACCAAGGCAAUGAUGCUGUUAAAAAGGGGAGAAAGAAGAAUAAACUUCUCAGAAACACAACAA